Messenger RNA from Mus musculus (house mouse), 2988 nucleotides. It is a transcript of the gene Gdf2, whose product is annotated as growth differentiation factor 2. Gene Ontology annotation, molecular function: growth factor activity; cytokine activity. Bases 113 to 1399 code for a protein of 428 amino acids. Gene Ontology annotation, biological process: positive regulation of transcription by RNA polymerase II; positive regulation of epithelial cell differentiation; negative regulation of endothelial cell proliferation. The record is from RefSeq and is marked reviewed. The transcript has 2 exons. Gene Ontology annotation, cellular component: extracellular region. Lineage: Eukaryota; Metazoa; Chordata; Mammalia; Rodentia; Muridae.
CAAAGUCUUGGCUAAGCAGUCAGCAGGACAAUGUGGGCCUAUUCCUCCCGGGCUCCUCGUUGCACCAAGUGAUAGACCACAGCAGCCCCUCAGGCCCCCUUCAGGGCCCAAGAUGUCCCCUGGGGCCUUCCGGGUGGCCCUGCUCCCGCUGUUCCUGCUGGUCUGUGUCACACAGCAGAAGCCGCUGCAGAACUGGGAACAAGCAUCCCCUGGGGAAAAUGCCCACAGCUCCCUGGGAUUGUCUGGAGCUGGAGAGGAGGGUGUCUUUGACCUGCAGAUGUUCCUGGAGAACAUGAAGGUGGAUUUCCUACGCAGCCUUAACCUCAGCGGCAUUCCCUCCCAGGACAAAACCAGAGCGGAGCCACCCCAGUACAUGAUCGACUUGUACAACAGAUACACAACGGACAAAUCGUCUACGCCUGCCUCCAACAUCGUGCGGAGCUUCAGCGUGGAAGAUGCUAUAUCGACAGCUGCCACGGAGGACUUCCCCUUUCAGAAGCACAUCCUGAUCUUCAACAUCUCCAUCCCGAGGCACGAGCAGAUCACCAGGGCUGAGCUCCGACUCUAUGUCUCCUGCCAAAAUGAUGUGGACUCCACUCAUGGGCUGGAAGGAAGCAUGGUCGUUUAUGAUGUUCUGGAGGACAGUGAGACUUGGGACCAGGCCACGGGGACCAAGACCUUCUUGGUAUCCCAGGACAUUCGGGACGAAGGAUGGGAGACUUUAGAAGUAUCGAGUGCCGUGAAGCGGUGGGUCAGGGCAGACUCCACAACAAACAAAAAUAAGCUCGAGGUGACAGUGCAGAGCCACAGGGAGAGCUGUGACACACUGGACAUCAGUGUCCCUCCAGGUUCCAAAAACCUGCCCUUCUUUGUUGUCUUCUCCAAUGACCGCAGCAAUGGGACCAAGGAGACCAGACUGGAGCUGAAGGAGAUGAUCGGCCAUGAGCAGGAGACCAUGCUUGUGAAGACAGCCAAAAAUGCUUACCAGGUGGCAGGUGAGAGCCAAGAGGAGGAGGGUCUAGAUGGAUACACAGCUGUGGGACCACUUUUAGCUAGAAGGAAGAGGAGCACCGGAGCCAGCAGCCACUGCCAGAAGACUUCUCUCAGGGUGAACUUUGAGGACAUCGGCUGGGACAGCUGGAUCAUUGCACCCAAGGAAUAUGACGCCUAUGAGUGUAAAGGGGGUUGCUUCUUCCCAUUGGCUGAUGACGUGACACCCACCAAACAUGCCAUCGUGCAGACCCUGGUGCAUCUCAAGUUCCCCACAAAGGUGGGCAAAGCCUGCUGCGUUCCCACCAAACUGAGUCCCAUCUCCAUCCUCUACAAGGAUGACAUGGGGGUGCCAACCCUCAAGUACCACUAUGAGGGGAUGAGUGUGGCUGAGUGUGGGUGUAGGUAGUCCCUGCAGCCACCCAGGGUGGGGAUACAGGACAUGGAAGAGGUUCUGGUACGGUCCUGCAUCCUCCUGCGCAUGGUAUGCCUAAGUUGAUCAGAAACCAUCCUUGAGAAGAAAAGGAGUUAGUUGCCCUUCUUGUGUCUGGUGGGUCCCUCUGCUGAAGUGACAAUGACUGGGGUAUGCGGGCCUGUGGGCAGAGCAGGAGACCCUGGAAGGGUUAGUGGGUAGAAAGAUGUCAAAAAGGAAGCUGUGGGUAGAUGAUCUGGGAACGGCAGGAAACCAGGCAGAAACUAGCAGAAGAUACAGGUGAUGUGCAGAGAGCUGCACGGGACUCACAGGGUCUAGGAAGCUGAGACUCAUUCUGACAACAUAAGGUGUGAAGGAAGGAGUGAACUCCAGCUGCUGCUUCCUGUCACUGCCACACUCCACUGAGAUGUGCGUCGUGACCUCUGACUGUCAGUUGUAGAAACCAAAACUCAGCAAGCCAAUGACUAUGACUCAGCAGAGGAUUCUACCCCAGGUCUGUUGGGCCCCAAAUUGUGACACCUUCCCAAGUGUCACAUGUGGUUUAGCAGAUCAGUGUGUAUUGAUGGAGUCACUAGAUAUUGAAGGCCCCUCUUGAGGCCAGGUAGGGCUGAGCCAGGUCCACACCCACCACGAUGAAUAGGCUGCUUGCUGUGCUCCAACACGAUCUGCUUGCUCCCUGCGCAUGCUCACUCUGUGGCCAUGUGACUUAUGAUAAAACCCCUCCCCUGAAGAAAUAUCCCCAAACAACCACAGAAGGGAGACAGUUCAGGACCUCAGCCCUCUGACGUGCACUGUGACCCUUGGGAGUUUCAGGAGUCAUGCAAGGCCACUUGCAAUCCUUUAUUGAUUCGGUGACCAUCUGGGAGAGACUGCCUACGGCUUGGGCCUCUGAAAUUAUCUACUCUGUCUGGCCAAAUCCACAGGCAGGAGCAUCUCCUGCCUUACGGACUCCACAGAGGACAAGGCUGGGGUCUAAAUUUGUUGGGAUCUAAUGUGCCUCUAGUUAACUAUGAAACUUAACUAUUUUCCUUCCCUGGUGACCUGCACUCCAGUGAUUAGAAGUCCAGCCUUACCUGUGAGAGAGCUCCUGGCAUCUAAGAGAACUCUGCUUCCUCAUCAUCCCCACCGACUUGUUCUUCCUUGGGAGUGUGUCCUCAGGGAGAACAGCAUUGCUGUUCCUGUGCCUCAAGCUCCCAGCUGACUCUCCUGUGGCUCAUAGGACUGAAUGGGGUGAGGAAGAGCCUGAUGCCCUCUGGCAAUCAGAGCCCGAAGGACUUCAAAACAUCUGGACAACUCUCAUUGACUGAUGCUCCAACAUAAUUUUUAAAAAGACCUGCAUUAAAUGUUUCCAUGUAACAAUGACCAACUUUAACACAAAAUACAAUGGAGCAUUGGUGUUUAGUUGGUAGAGCUGGAGAAAAGAUAAAUCCCUAAAACAUGCCAGCCAGCGUAGCAUGGCAGUGCUGUCCACAGAUGGUGGUGGGUGGUGACGUCUUCUUCAGGUCCCAGUGACGUGUCUGUGUGUGAGGGAGAGUUUUACUUAGAAAUAAAGUCUAAUGCCUGGU